AUGCCAAACUACGUCAAAUUCAUGAAGGAAAUCUUGUCUAAGAAAGAAAGGCUUGAAAAUUUUGGGAUGGUAGCUCUAACGAAGGAAUGCAGUACAUAUUUACAAGAUAAACUACCCCCAAAGAUGAAGGACCUUAGAUGUUUUACCAUACCUUGCAACAUUGGAGCAACUUAUUAUGACUUUGAAGUAGAUAAAGAGGUGUCAAUCAUCCUAGGAAGACCUUUCCUAGCAACUGGAAGGACUCUUAUUGAUGUAGAGAAGGGUGAGCUUACCAUCCGUGUUCAGGACGAUCAGAUAACUUUUAAUGUUUUUAAGUACAUGCGAUUUCCUGACAUAUUUGAUGAUUAUUUUUCAGUAUCUGAGUUAGAGGAUUUAGCUGUAGAAUGGGAACUCAACUCUGUUGAGGACCCAUUGGAACAAGUUUUUGAUGUCAGACCCACCAAGUGA
Gossypium raimondii (Peruvian cotton) is the source of this 447-nucleotide messenger RNA. RefSeq lists its product as uncharacterized. Bases 1 to 447 code for a protein of 148 amino acids. NCBI's taxonomy places the organism in Eukaryota, Viridiplantae, Streptophyta, Magnoliopsida, Malvales, Malvaceae. The transcript has 2 exons. The record is from RefSeq and is a predicted model, not a curated record.